This is a messenger RNA of Lathyrus sativus (Indian pea), 192 nucleotides long. NCBI's taxonomy places the organism in Eukaryota, Viridiplantae, Streptophyta, Magnoliopsida, Fabales, Fabaceae. The record is from the annotation of a GenBank genome assembly.
AUGCAGGGUGAGAGUGGUACAGCUUUAACUGCAAUGAAUAUCAACGGUGGAGGAAGAACCAUCUGUGACCGUCCGAUUCCGAAGAGAGGUCAGGUAAAGCUUGGAAUUGUGUUGGGAAUUGCCAACUCGGUUGUUUUCAUGUUGACACCAUCAUGUAUUACUGCACCUGCUCCAGUUCAACUUUUACUUUAA